CUGCAAAAGUGCAAAGUGAUACGCAAAUGUAUGGUGGUGUAAGGAACGGUGCGGCUGUCCUAGCCAGGGUCGCUCGGGCGACCCGACUUGCAAGCCUAACUGACGGCCAUGACAGACUUAUUGCUUUGGCCGCUCAGGAUGGCAGCCGAUUGGCUGCCAUUGGAUCCUUAGGAUCUCCUCUUAGCGGAUGGGGGCUGGAUGCUUUUGGCGGGUGCUCCAGUGUCUCGCACAUGACUCAGCAGGUCGCGGCAUUCGCAUCGAAAGGCGGGGGAAAGCACGGCAAGGGCAAGGACAAGCAUGGUGGGGGCAACAAGGGGUCUGCUGCCGCGGCGACAAGUGGAGAGGCCGAUGUGGAGGCCCCGCCCUUCGAUUUGUCGCCCUUUGACAGCGACAUGUCUACCUCGCUGGCUGCCCUGUCUCGCGAGCUGGCGGGCAUUCGCACCGGCCGCGCUUCCCCGGGCCUACUGGAGGCGGUGGAGGUGGAGGCCAGCAGCAGGGGCGGCGUGCACGUGCCGCUGCGGGCGCUGGGCACCGUGGUGGCGCGCAACCCGCAGCUGCUGGUGGUGGAGCUGUACGACAAGGAGGACGCUCCCGCGGUGGCCGCUGCCAUCGAGAAGGGCCCACUCAAACUACAGGCUCGCGUGGAGGGCAACGAGGUCAUGGUUGCGGUGCCCCGCCUCUCCAUGGACAUGGUGGAGCGCAUGAUCCGGCUGGCGGGGCAGGAGGCGGAGCACGCGCGGGCGGCGGUACGGCGGGUACGGCACCGUGCCAUGGAUUUCGCCAAGAAGAGCAGCAGCGCGGGCGGCGUGGGGCACGACGAGGGCAAGCGGCGGGAACAAGAGGUGCAAGCCCUGACGGACCGCUACAUCCGGGAGAUCGACUCGCUGUUGAAGGCCAAGGAGAAGAACCUGCGGGAAAACCACUGAGCAGGGUGGGGUUAGUGUCCCGUUAUAGAGGGGACAGAGGGGGGGCGUUCGUGGGAGUCUCGUGGGAGGGCAGCAUGUGGUUGGGUUGGGUUGGGUUCAGAGGGGUGUGAGCAUUGGUGGUGUAAACGCAGAGCGAAGAAUACGGCAACGUUGUUAAUUCGAGCGGAAAGAACCCGUGUGGGAGAUCCCGUGUGUGGGGGAUAGCACGGGGUCAAGUGCUGGUGCUUGGCGCCGCGUGGAAUGUAGGAUGAUGCCGGAGACAUGGCAGAUGCGGGGGUGUAUGCGCGUACUAACCCUGUCAGCUUGGCGGUUAAGAGCAACGGUAGCAGUGCACCCUGGCGGUUAAGAGGACCUGCCUCCCAAGCAGCAGGUGGCAACCGACGAUGCAUCGCAGCGCAGGUGGCAACAUGUGAACAUGGCUAAGCAGAAGUGCCUAAUGGCGUUUCCUGCACGGA
Messenger RNA from Astrephomene gubernaculifera, 1381 nucleotides. Lineage: Eukaryota; Viridiplantae; Chlorophyta; Chlorophyceae; Chlamydomonadales; Astrephomenaceae. The record is from the annotation of a GenBank genome assembly.